Nicrophorus vespilloides is the source of this 1938-nucleotide messenger RNA. It is a transcript of the gene Wnt10, whose product is annotated as protein Wnt-10b. The record is from RefSeq and is a predicted model, not a curated record. The coding region runs from base 545 to 1693 and encodes 382 amino acids. Gene Ontology annotation, cellular component: extracellular region. Gene Ontology annotation, molecular function: frizzled binding; cytokine activity. Gene Ontology annotation, biological process: canonical Wnt signaling pathway; neuron differentiation; multicellular organism development. Lineage: Eukaryota; Metazoa; Arthropoda; Insecta; Coleoptera; Silphidae. The transcript is spliced from 5 exons.
CGACCCAUCCACUUCCGGGUCCCCCUUGGCGGACUUCCGGUGGCGGCUGCGACGGCGGCAGCCUCACAUCCAGCGCGUCUCUGCCACCAUAAACAAUACACAUCACAUCCCAUCCUAUCGAGUCCCUUACCGUCUACCAAGAAAAUCGGACGCGUACUUAAGUUCUGUGCGCGCGCGCGCUUUCUCACUUCGCGCGACCGACCAAUCACCACCAACAAUACCCAUUCGUAUUUUCAACAACAAAACGACACACCGUUUUCGCCGUAGCUUUGUUUUCCCUUCUUUUCAAUCUUAUUUAUUUUGUUCAUCAUUUUUUAUUUUCUUUAUUUAUUUUUGGUUUUUAACCAUUUUCCGAGCGCAAUAGAAUGAACCAUAAACUAAUCACACUUCAUACUAGUUCAAUCAUUGACGCACGGCACACUAUGGCGUAAAUCAAUACGGUGACAAACAACAAAAACAGGAACAACAACAACAGAACAAGUGCGUGAUCUUAGUUGUUCAUGUGCGGAAACUCGGCCUACCAAAGCGGUGCAAUGUCCGAAAAAUGAGAACUGUCAUAACGUUGGUGGUGAUUCUUUUCUCAUCUUUGAAUUUUGAAUCAUGGGUUUACGGCAAAAUCUCCAAUCUGAAUCAGCAAAUGGCCAUGCAGUCGACGCUGCCCAUAGCCUCAAUCUUUGACAAUACUGUCUGCAGGACGAUUCCAGGCUUCACCAAGUUCCAGCAGGAGCUGUGCUUCAAGCAGCCCGACGUCACGGUUGCAGCACUACAAGGACUCCAGGAGGCUAUGUCCGAGUGUCAGCAUCAAUUCCAAACGCACAGAUGGAACUGCUCAACUUUAGCUAACAAACAGAACCCCUACACCAGUUCCAUUCUGAAGAAAGGUUAUAGAGAAACAGCGUUUGCGUAUGCCCUUUCGGCGGCUGGCGUGACUAUAUCAGUGGCGAAAGCGUGCAGCCAGGAGAGACUAGUCAAUUGCGGAUGUGAUCAUCGGCCCUACCGGGUAAAGGGCGCUUCGAAAUCUCCAUGGAAAUGGGGCGGAUGCUCGCACAAUCUCCAGUACGGCAUACGCUUCUCAAAAAUGCUUCUCGACAAUAAGGACAGAGCCUCUGAUCUUCACUCCAAGAUUAUUGUACAUAAUAACCAAGUUGGGCGCAUGGCUGUGUCCAACAACAUGCAAAUCAAAUGCAAAUGCCACGGGAUGUCUGGCAGUUGCGGACUGAAAACGUGCUGGCGUUCUGCACCAGAUAUCAGGCAUGUAGGUCGACUUUUAAAGGAGAGAUACCGAGGUGCUAUACUUGUGGAUCAAUCCAAUUUGGGUAGCGACAGUACUCAAACUUUCAAUGUAGUGAAGCAGGCCAGAAAAAGGCGCUUGAAAUCCAGUUCUAAAUUCAAAGAGUGGACCAUCCGAAAUAAAAACAAAAAGAAGACAAAUCUUGCAUAUGAUCUAUUAUAUUAUCAGAGAUCGCCGAAUUUCUGCGAACGCGACAACAAUCUGGACGUAAGCGGAACAAUGGGUCGACAAUGCAACAGGAACAACACUGGUUCCGACAGUUGUGGUUCUCUAUGCUGCGGAAGAGGAUACAAUUUGGUGCGAAGACGACGGACAGAGAGAUGCAACUGCAAAUUCAUGUGGUGCUGCACCGUCGAAUGCCAAACCUGCACUGUCGAGGAAUGGAUCACAGUUUGUAAAUAGUCACGCUACGCUUUCUGUACAUUGUAUACUACAUUAUUUAGUAUUGUAAAUAAUAAUAUGUACGCUUCCAUAAAUGCACCAAAACGACUAAGUCAAAAUCAUUUAUGCAACAUGUACAUAUCAUUCCUUUACAUCGAAGUGUCUCUGCCGAUUUACGGUGUACAUAAAUGCGAAUCGAACAUCGAUUGCAUAUAAAUCACGUAAACUAGAUAAGCUAAUUAUUUAUGUAACGCAAAUUUUAUGUA